AUGCCUCCGAAGAGGCGAAGUCGCAAAGAAGAAUCUGACAGUUUCCCCCUCAUUAACGAUUAUAAAACAUUUCUCGACAGAGCAAGAGAAGAGUUUCAAGCCAAGUUUACAAUGAAUACGUUGUCAUCAGUGACCUUGGAUGAUUUUGAACGCCUCAAGACUCUCGGAACGGGUGCUUUUGGACGCGUCUUUCUCGUACGAAACAAGAGACAGGGUACUUACCAUGCCCUGAAAGUUUUGGAUAAGGGUCAAAUCUACAAAAUGAAGCAAAUAGAACAUACUUUAAACGAGAAAAGGAUAUUAUUGACCAUAAGAUUCCCCUUUAUUAUAUGGAUGGACUUUUUCUUCAAGGACAAUAGUAACUUGUACUUCGCUAUGCCGUUUGUUAGUGGUGGUGAAAUGUUUACGCACUUACGAAAAUUUGGAAAAUUUCCAGAAGAACAAGCAAAAUUCUAUGCGUCGCAAGUUGUGUUGGGGUUAGAAUUUCUACAUAAUGUAGAUGUUGUGUAUAGAGAUCUGAAACCUGAAAACAUUUUGAUUGACAAAACCGGUUACUUAAAGAUCACCGACAUGGGCUUCUGCAAAGUGGUGAAAGGAAGAACUUGGACUUUAUGUGGAACACCAGAAUACAUAGCACCGGAGAUUAUAUUAAGUAAAGGUUAUGGGAAGCCUGUUGACUGGUGGUCAUUUGGAGUGCUGAUUUAUGAAAUGGCAGCUGGUUACCCUCCAUUUUACUCUCCUGAUCCCAUGAAAAUUUAUGAGAAAAUUGUUUCUGGAAAAUAUCGCAAUGCAGGACACUUUAGUCCGGAUAUUAAAGACAUGAUUGCUCAUUUGUUGACAGUAGAUCUUAGCAGGAGAUAUGGCAAUUUGAGGGGCGGUCCAGAUGACAUAAAGCAACAUAAAUGGUUCAGAACAUUAGAUUUUUUGAGUAUUGUAAAUAGGAAAGUCGAACCACCGUUUGUACCAAAAACCAAAAGCCCCACAGACACAAGUAAUUUUGAGAAUUACGAAGAACUUCCGAUAGAGGUAGCCAGUGUAGAACAACUUCCAAAAGAGUUUAGUGAAUUUUGA
Gryllus bimaculatus (two-spotted cricket) is the source of this 1071-nucleotide messenger RNA. The record is from the annotation of a GenBank genome assembly. Lineage: Eukaryota; Metazoa; Arthropoda; Insecta; Orthoptera; Gryllidae.